Sinocyclocheilus anshuiensis is the source of this 895-nucleotide messenger RNA. RefSeq lists its product as uncharacterized. The record is from RefSeq and is a predicted model, not a curated record. Lineage: Eukaryota; Metazoa; Chordata; Actinopteri; Cypriniformes; Cyprinidae. The transcript is spliced from 4 exons. The coding region runs from base 32 to 895 and encodes 287 amino acids.
UGAGAGAGAAGAUGAGGGCACUGCCUCUAAAAUGAGUUCUCCAUCUCCUGUGUCGAGCUGUGAGUCUAUGAAGAGUAAUCAAUCUAUGAAGAAUCUGCCCUCUGCAUCCAGUGAUGCGGUGACCUCUGACCCCAAGAGAAAGAGACAGAGAUCAGAAUCUCCAGAACCCAGUGGUGUGUCUCUAACAAGUAAUGUAUCCAUGAGGCAACCCCCUACAUUCAGUGAUGGACCAAUGACCUCUGACCCUUUAUUAUCUCUGACCUGCACUGCAUCACAUGAGACUGGAGAUCUGCAGAAACCAGUGGAUAAUGGUCUUCAGAGAGUCAAAGCCCUGCACAAAACCAUCAUGAAGAGCAAGUAUGAGAUAUUAUUUGAGGGAAUCAAACUAAAAGAGACUCAAACCCUUCUGAGCAGGAUCUACACACAGCUCUACAUCAUAGAGGGAGAGAGAGAAGGAGUGAAUGAAGAACAUGAGGUUUUACGGAUGGAGAAAACAGCCAGAACACAACACUCACAAGACAAUCUGAUCAACUACAAUGACAUCUUUAAAGCCUCAGCUGAACCAGGAUCUGAGGAGAAAGAGCAGAUCAAGACUGUUCUUACUAAAGGCAUCGCUGGAAUCGGAAAAACCGUCUCUGUGCAGAAGUUCAUUCUGGACUGGGCCGAGGGAAAAGCCAAUCAGGAUGUAGAUUUCAUGUUUAAGGAGGAAUAUUUCAGGAAGAGAAUCAGUGAGCAGCAUCAAGCCAGCAGAAUCAUCUCACACAUCAGAAGAGCAAGAAGCCUCCACAUCAUGUGCCACAUCCCCGUCUUCUGCUGGAUCUCAUCCACUGUGCUUGAGAAGCUCCUGGAAGAAGAUCUGAGUGCAGAAAUCCCUCAAACUCUGACUGAGAUGUAG